Molecule: messenger RNA, 997 nt
Organism: Carlito syrichta (Philippine tarsier)
Lineage: Eukaryota; Metazoa; Chordata; Mammalia; Primates; Tarsiidae
Gene: DUSP18
Product: dual specificity phosphatase 18
Exons: 2
Coding region: 218-784 (188 amino acids)
Biological process (GO): protein dephosphorylation
Molecular function (GO): MAP kinase tyrosine/serine/threonine phosphatase activity
Source: RefSeq, a predicted model, not a curated record
CAUUGCUAUGGAAACCAGAGCGCUGGGCUGGCGGAAAUUGUGGCUCCGUGGUUGUGACAGGUCUUCUCUCUCCGGAAGACCCUCGCCUGAAGCUUCGCAGCACGGCUACAUCCUGAACGAACCCGCCCGCCCUCCUGCAUCAGAGAGUUUUCCAUAAACACAGCCUAGCAGAAAGAUCCAGUUGUCACACUUCACUCACUGCUGAUCCACCGCCUUGAUGACAGCACCCCCGUGUGCCUUCCCAGUUCAGUUCCGGCAGCCCUCAGUCAGCGGCCUCUCUCAGAUCACCAGAAGCCUGUAUAUCAGCAAUGGCGUGGCCGCCAACAACAAGCUCAUGCUGUCCAGCAACCACAUCACCACAGUCAUUAAUGUCUCGGUGGAGGUGGUGAACACCUUCUAUGAGGAUAUCCAGUAUAUGCAGGUGCCUGUGGCUGAUGCACCUAUCUCACGUCUCUAUGACUUCUUUGACCCUAUCGCUGACCACAUCCAUUGUGUGGAGAUGAAGCAGGGCCGUACACUGCUGCACUGCGCUGCUGGCGUGAGCCGCUCAGCUACCCUGUGCCUUGCCUACCUCAUGAAGUACCAUGCCAUGUCCCUGCUGGACGCCCACACAUGGACCAAGUCAUGCCGGCCCAUCAUCCGGCCCAACAAUGGCUUUUGGGAGCAGCUUAUUCACUAUGAGUUCCAGCUGUUUGGCAAGAACACUGUACACAUGGUCAAUUCCCCAAUGGGAGUGAUCCCUGACAUCUAUGAGAAGGAGGUCCGUUUGAUGAUUCCACUCUGAGUCAUGCUGCCAGGCCCUUCAUUGGGGUCAGAGGUACAGGACUGCUGUUGGUCCUAUACCAAGGUCCAGAUUUGAACUUUCCACUUUUGUUGAUACAGAAAAAAACAGAUGAUGCCUUUUAGGAGGGAAAGAAAAAAGAAAAAGUUGCUGCAGCUUUUAACCUUAUAAUCCAUACUUUAAAAAUUAGUCUCACUAAUUGUGAGAUGGUGAAAA